AAUUAUUUUUCACUUUCUCCACUUUCGUUCUCUCCUCUCCUCCUUCCCCACGGCCCUCUCGCCCUCCUCGGCUUGGUCGUUGGCACCGCCGCCCGCCUCCUCCUCGAUCUCCACCCCGCCGCCGUCCUCCAGGUCGGCCGCGAGUAUUUGAACCUCGCCAGGCUGGAGCGGGACCAUAAGGAGCGUCUCUUCAUCUACGUCGGGAACGCGCUCGACGCCACUGUCCUUCAAUAGGUCCUUUUAUCAGGCUGCACGACGCUCUACUGUUCACGACAACUGCUUGCACAAUCUUUCGCUGUUCGAACAACGUUCUACUAUUUGUCUAGACUUUGAUCGGCAUGAUAACUGAGUUUCAAAUUUAGAACUUCGAAAAAGCCCUUCUGCAUGCUAUCAAAGUGAUGAACAAGGCCUAAUCAGUAAUCAGCAAUUUGCAGUGUUAUCAUACACCGACACAAGACCAUAAACAAACUUUACUUAACCAUGGCUCCAAGUUUGAACUCUUCAAAAUCAUUGCAUGACUUUGUGGUCAGAGAUGGCAAUGGAGUGAAAGGCUUGGUAGACUUGGGAUUAUCAGAGGUGCCAGAGAUGUACAUACAACCCCCAGAGGAAAGAAUCAAGAAGGAAGAAUCAAAGUCAUGGGAUGUGCCACCCAUUGACUUGUCAAAGCUGAAUGGAGCUGAGCAUGAGAAAGUGGUGGAUGAGAUUGUUAGAGCAGCUGAGACUCUUGGCUUCUUUCAGGUGGUGAACCAUGGUGUGCCUUUGGAGUUGUGGGAAUCACUUAAAGAUGCUGCUAACACAUUUUUCAGCUUGCCAAGAGAGAACAAAGCUGUUUAUCUCACAGGGGUGAGUAGAAGUGCAAAGGUGAAAUAUGGGACUAGCUUUACACCUCAUAAAGAGAAGAUCUUGGAAUGGAGAGACUACAUCAGUUUGACAUAUAGUAGUGAUGAAGAUGCUCUUCAAUGUUGGCCUAAUCAGCUCAAGGAAGUUGCACUUGAGUAUUUGAAAUUGUCAUCCAAGAUUGUUAGAGACAUCAUGGAAAUUUUGAUUACGAAGCUUGGAGUCGAACUUGAUGACUCAAAAAUUGAAGGCCUUAUUGGUAUCAAGAAGGUUAAUAUGGUAUACUACCCACCAUGCCCAAAUCCAGAGCUUACAGUGGGAAUAGGGCGCCAUUCAGACAUUGGAAUCAUCACAGUGCUACUCCAAGAUGACAUUGGCGGUUUAUAUGUCAAAGUGGAAUCAGAAAAUGAUGCUGAAAAGGGAGAGUGGCUGGAAAUUCCCCCAACCCCAGGAGUUCUAGUGAUCAAUAUUGGUAACACUUUAGAGAUACUAAGCAAUGGAAAGUAUAAGAGUGCUGAACACCGAGCAAGGCCAAGUAGCACCCAAACCAGGGUAUCAGCUGCAGUGUUUACUAUGCCUACAGCUACAGAGACCAUUGGCCCAUUUCUUGAGGUGGUGAAGAAUGAUGGGUUGGCCCGAUACAAGGAUCUAGUUUUCAAGGAUUACAUGGACCAUGUCUUUGGAAAUGUCCAUGAUGGAAGGAACUCUCUUGAUUUUGCAAGGAUCAACUCGCCUAACUAGUAUGAAGAAUUUGAACUAAGAAGUUUGUACUUAAUUUAUCAUUCUGGAAAUUUUAACUAAGUUUGUUCUUCCUUUAUCAUUUCAUGUUCAUGAAUAAAAUCGAUUUUAAAUUGUAUCAUUGUCGAUAAAAUCCCAAAAGUUAGCCAUGCAUCCUAA
This is a messenger RNA of Cajanus cajan (pigeon pea), 1734 nucleotides long. Its product is annotated as scopoletin 8-hydroxylase. Lineage: Eukaryota; Viridiplantae; Streptophyta; Magnoliopsida; Fabales; Fabaceae. The record is from RefSeq and is a predicted model, not a curated record.